AUGCAGAGCCCAAGGACCAACAAUACGGCUCGCCGUUUGUUGACAUUCACCAUAAAUGAGUUGACCGCAGCAUUGAUGUUGGUUAGGGAUGAAAACAACCAGGGAUAUCAUGAGGACCCGGCAGCAUUCACAUUGCAUGAGCUGGGAGGAGCAUUGACAUUGAUUAGUGACCAAAACGAAAUAUUUACUGCGCACAAGGGACAUGGUUCGGAGGAGUUGCCAAGCCCAGCGACCGAAGAAUGCCCAGCAUGUGUUUUCCUGCGCACACCUGCAACCAUUGCUAUAUUUGUGGGACAGCAAUUGCAUCAAGCCGCAUCGCGACAGGCUCGGACAUUAGUACUAUCGCACCGACAUCUGCAACAGAAGGCAAAGCUGCGCAGGAGAGAGGGAGCAGAUCUUGUGACAGUGGUUGUGCAGUGUACCUGCAGGGAUUGA
Messenger RNA from Suillus subalutaceus, 435 nucleotides. RefSeq lists its product as uncharacterized. The record is from RefSeq and is a predicted model, not a curated record. The transcript is spliced from 4 exons. The coding region runs from base 1 to 435 and encodes 144 amino acids. NCBI's taxonomy places the organism in Eukaryota, Fungi, Basidiomycota, Agaricomycetes, Boletales, Suillaceae.